UCUGCAUGCACCAAUGUCGUUUCGUCGAUCUAGGAUAACGACUCGGUCGUCACGAAGGAGUCUUGUGCCACCUCAGGUUGAGAGCAAGCAGAGAAAGGACAUUUUUAGUUUUCCUGAAAUAGAGACUCAAGACACAGAUAUGUAUGAAUUCCCACCGAGUGACUGUGAGGACGAUGCAAGUCAUCGUGUUGUCACAAUACCUGACAGACAGAGAGUUGGAAGUAGACAAGGUCAGAGAAACGAGAUAGUUGUGACUUCUCGUUUGAGGACACGUCGUGGUAGGAAAAGGAAGAUGAAGAGUGAAACAAGCGAAAGUGAAGACGACGUAAUCGCAAGGAGUUCUGUAAAUCAGCACAGAAGAACAGAUAGAAACAGCAAUACAGAUGAACAAAGAAAGAAAAGAUCCAGAUUGAAGGAUGUCAAGCAAAGUGGCAGUAAAGAAGAUAUUGUAACAAGAAAAGGAAGUAGACAAAAUAUUAGAAACGCGAAGAGAUCUACAAGACUCAGACAAACACACAGGCAGAGUGUGAGUAAACUAGAAGGUGAGAGUAGUGACGACGAAUGUCUGCAACAAAAUAGAAUGGAGGGUAUGAGUAAGGUUACCACAGAAGAUGAUAUUCAAGCUGAUAGUACAACGGAUGAUGAGGAGAGAUGCAAAGUAUUGCCGGAUGAAGACAAUACUACAGAAGAUAAAAAUACAAUCGACGACACAUUGAGUGAGACGGAGGACAGAGACGGAUUUGUUAACACAACAGCUGACAUUGAUGAGGAGCUUAGCAAGUCAAAUAAAAGCACAGAUGAACUAAGUCAGAAUGAUGUGGAACUGGAAGAUCAGAUGGCGUCUGGAGACAUCUGGCCUUUAGACCAUCUUUUUAAGUCAUUUCCAGGAAGGUCAAAUGAGAUUCGACUUCUUCGGUCAUUGUUUGGUGAACCUGGUGGUCAAGCUAUAGUUCCUGCUGUAUUUGUCUCUGGUCCACCGGCAUCUGGCAAGACAGUAGUUGUCCAUUCUGUUCUAGAACAAUAUCAGGGUUUACGCGCUUUUGUUGACUGUUUGGAGUGUCACUCAAUGCAACUUCUAACCGAAGCCAUUCUUAACCAAUUAUCAGGAACAAUUUUAUCAAAAUCUAAUGGAUACAGCAGCUACAGUUCGUGUACUAAUCUCAGUGACUUUCUCCGUGUUUUUAAAAGAGUUAUUGGAGAGUCAGGCAGAGAUGAGACGGUUUACGUUGUGGUUGAUCGAGCAGAGAGACUAAGAGAUAUGGAUUCAAGCGUUCUCUCAGUGCUUCUACGUUUAAAUGAGCUUACUGGUGCUAAUGUAUGUGUGGUUUUAAUCAGUCGUGUCAGUUGGGAGACGUUCUUUUGUGAGACGGGAUUUCCCCAUCCGGUCACACUUUACUUUCCAAACUACAGCAUUGCUGAUGUUACUUCAAUCUUAAUGCUUGAAUGUCCAUCGGAUCAACCUCAAAGUCUCUUUAAGAGAUUCAUCAAUCUCCUUUGUCGUGUCUUCCAAAUUGCUUGCUCUGACUUGAAUGAAUGGAGACAUCUAGCUAGAAAUUUAUUUCCAAAGUACAUUGGACCUGUUCUGAAUGGACAAGGUAAGGAUGCCUCGUUUCUUGACAACAACUUGACUCACACACUAGCUAUGAGGCUUAGCUAUCUGAUCAUAAUAACACAACAGACUUGUGUGUGUGUGUGUGUGUGUGUGUGUGUGUGUGUGUGUGUGUGUGUGUGUGUGUUUGUAUUCGCAACUUUUAUGUUAGUAAAUGAGACAGACACCAAACAUUUGUGGGCCAACAUUGAACCUCACUUCAAGAGUGCAAUGAAUCAUCUCUUUCUUCCUCAAGUUCACUCUCACCAAGAGAACAAAGCUGAACUGUUUGAUUUUUCCUACAAUUCUAAGUUUCUUCUCAUUGCUGCAUAUUUGGCGUCUUACAAUCCAAUGAACACUGACAAACGUUUCUUUACCAAAAAAGGGGAAAGACUCUCCAAGCGUCAAAAACACUCCAAGAAAUCUGUCAAAAAAUCUAAGAAGAAUAACCCUACAGGACCAAAGCCAUUUCCACUGAACAGACUGCUGGCAAUAUUCCGUAGCAUUGUCAAACAACCUUCACGAUCUCGAGCUGAUCUAUUGCAACAGAUUUCUAGUCUCGUCUCGAGAGGGUGUCUACACCUGCAAAACAGCGACCAAAUUGAUAUACCGCGAUUCAAGUGUUCUGUCUCGUUAGACAUGAUCCAAGCAAUUGCAAAGAGUGUCAAGUUUGAAGUCACGAAAUAUCUCUAUGACAUGUGAGAACAUGGUCGAGCAACUGACAGAUUGUCUGUCAUUCUAUUAGACUCACAAAAGUAAAGUCCACUUGACUCAUUGAAUGAACUAUGUAAACAACGUCCGAAAAACUCACUAACAUAACAAGCAGCAAUAGCAGGACUAACAGCACUGCUUGUCCAUGGGAUUGAGAUUAGUCCAUCAAACAUUCCUGGUUGGAAACGAUGUGCAUGGCUGUAUAGUAGGUGUACAUCGGCAGGUAUCUACCCAGACGUUGAUUGACCCUCGUCACUUCCACACACGUCUUCAAAACGCACGAGCGAAGUUUGCGAACAUUUAAUUCAUAUGGAAGA
Messenger RNA from Corticium candelabrum, 2616 nucleotides. Its product is annotated as origin recognition complex subunit 5-like. Bases 14 to 2290 code for a protein of 758 amino acids. Gene Ontology annotation, biological process: DNA replication initiation; DNA replication. Lineage: Eukaryota; Metazoa; Porifera; Homoscleromorpha; Homosclerophorida; Plakinidae. Gene Ontology annotation, molecular function: DNA replication origin binding. Gene Ontology annotation, cellular component: nuclear origin of replication recognition complex; nucleus. The transcript is spliced from 15 exons. The record is from RefSeq and is a predicted model, not a curated record.